GGGGGGGGAAGGCCCAUUUCUGGGGAAAAGGAAAUUGAAAACAAACCUCUCUUCCACCCUGGGGGCGAGUCCGGGAACGGGGCCAGGAGUGCGUGAAGGCGCUUGCCCAAUGCUCUGUGUCAUGGCAAGUCUCCGGUGGGCGUGGGCAGGGUGCGCCCUGCGUCUGGGCUCCUUCAGGCGGGUAUAAGAGAGGCUGGCUCCCAGUCGGGUCACUGAGGCACCGAGCCGGACUGCGCAGCUCCCGGACCGUGCGUGUGCGGAGACACCGAGGCCGGAGACGGACGGUAAAGAGGAAAAGCCCUGGGAAAGUUUGAGUUUCGUUUCCCGCACCAGCACUGUGCGGGCACCCCUGGACAGGCAGCACCCGUGGCCAUGGCUUCCAGGUCAGUUACCAAGAAGCCCAUAAGAGCAUCAAGGUGGAAUGAUCAGGAGACACUGGACCUCAUCGAGGUGUGGAGUCAGCCAUCCAUUCGCUCUGGGCUCAGAAGCAGAAAAGCGGCCACUGAAAGGAAGAUAGCACGCUGCAUGAAGAAGAAAGGACACAACAGAAACUUCCAGCAGUGCAGUACGAAAAUGAGGGAUCUGAAGUACGCCUAUUUCAAAGCAGAGAAGGCAAACGCACAGCCCGGUGCAUCGCCGGAAAGAUGCCCCUUCCAUAACCAGCUGCAUCCCAUCCUGCGGGAGGACCAGAUCAGCAUCCCCAGGCAGAGUGUGGGAUCCACCCCACGCACUCCCAACCGGUGUGUGGAGAACAGCCUGGCCCAGGGGCGGGAAGAGCAGGCUGUGGGAAACAAUCAGGCAGCAAACUCCUCUUUCCGGGACAGCACGGAUCCUGGGGAGGGCCCGUCUGCGGGACACGCACGCAACUUGCAGCGUACCCGCCCCUCGCCAGCAGCUGUCCGGCGCCCACAGAUCCACAGGCAAAAACAGACACGAGACGACGUCUUGAAGGAGCAAAUGGAGAGGAGCAAUACGUUCCUGGAGAGGAUUGCGGCGCAGCAGGCGGGGAUCGGGGAGCAGCUGGAAAGGGUAGUGGAACGGCAGGAGGAGAUCGGGGAGUGUCUGGAGAGGAUCGCGGAGCAGCAGAAGGGGAUUGUUUCCUCUCCUUCCUCGGGCAGAAUAACUGUCGCUCCUGACCCAGUCCCGUAG
This is a messenger RNA of Pelodiscus sinensis (Chinese soft-shelled turtle), 1149 nucleotides long. The record is from RefSeq and is a predicted model, not a curated record. NCBI's taxonomy places the organism in Eukaryota, Metazoa, Chordata, Testudines, Trionychidae.